Molecule: messenger RNA, 1017 nt
Organism: Elaeis guineensis (African oil palm)
Lineage: Eukaryota; Viridiplantae; Streptophyta; Magnoliopsida; Arecales; Arecaceae
Product: ubiquitin-conjugating enzyme E2 2
Source: RefSeq, a predicted model, not a curated record
AAUUCAACCCGGAAUAGAACCCUAAUAUUCGCCCGCUUCGCACUCUCCAUAUCUCGCCUCCGACUCUCCGGGUCUCUCCCCCCCCCCCCCUAUAAAUGGGGAGCGCCCUCUAAUUUCUCCCUUCUCGAGGCUCAGCAGUGGAAAAAGAGGGGAGGGGGGAGAGGACGAAUUCGCUUCGCCGGAGGUCGACGCUAGGAGAAGCUCUGGUCGGCGGCCCGGGGCGCUGAAAUCGUUAGAAAGGAUCGGCGGCGGUUCUCGCCGCGGUGGAUUAAAGGUGGUGAGGAUGUCGACCCCUGCAAGGAAGAGGCUGAUGAGGGAUUUCAAGCGAUUGCAACAGGACCCUCCUGCAGGAAUCAGUGGCGCUCCACAGGACAACAACAUCAUGCUCUGGAAUGCUGUCAUAUUUGGCCCCGAUGACACCCCCUGGGAUGGAGGUACGUUCAAACUGACACUUCAGUUUACAGAGGAUUAUCCUAAUAAACCACCAACUGUACGCUUUGUUUCUCGAAUGUUUCAUCCAAACAUCUAUGCGGAUGGAAGCAUAUGCUUGGAUAUCCUACAGAAUCAGUGGAGUCCAAUAUAUGAUGUUGCUGCGAUACUUACAUCAAUCCAGUCGUUGCUCUGUGAUCCAAACCCCAAUUCACCUGCGAACUCAGAAGCUGCACGCUUGUUCAGUGAAAACAAGCGUGAGUACAAUAGAAAAGUACGUGAGAUUGUGGAGCAGAGCUGGACAGCAGAUUGAUGGUGGAUCUCGCCCCUUCCAAUCAACUGGUGCUUGCUUGCUCUAUCCGAAAGGUGUGGGACACCAUCUGUAGUUAGAUGAUGCAGUAUAUGUAUAUUGUAUUCCAACUUCAUGCUUGCUGCCGCCGUAUAGCUGCAUGGCUUUCGGACAUGGACAUGUUAUAGCUCUUUCUCUUGAAAAUCUGCUAGCUUUGUGAUAUGAGGAGAAUAUUAGACCUUUUGUUUCAUACCUUCGUUGAUGUCUAUUUCAUUUGAUGAGCUGGCUUGUUGGAUGAA